CCGUCGGCAGGAGAAGACACGCAGGUUUUCGCUGCUCGUCGUGUGCCACUAACGCAGCCGCCACACUUCGCCACACUCGGUCAAUGUUGUGGUGAGUCAGCCUGGCCCAGGACUGCCUCUCAGUGUCUGAAGGAAGGCGGGGGCGGUGCAGGACGUGGAUUGGUCAUGUGCCAAGGGCCCGUCCCGCUGGUAGGAUGGCCCGUGUGGGAGAUGAGGACAAGGGACGCGACACACGGAACACAAAAGUGAACUCAUUUUUCUGAACAUGCUGACGCCUCCUGGGGGCGCGACGCCUUGCCACGGCUGCCCACUGCGUCCCUCCGUCCCGCCCGCUCGCCGACACCUAAAUCUCAACAGAGACUGGUGAUCUAGCGUGUGUGACCUCUCGUGACCUCACACACACGCCCCUCGGAGUGACGUGAAUUGGUGCCAUCCUUACAAAAACUGAGCAACUGAGCACCAAGAUCAAGGUCAAACUGUGUGGUGACCUCCAGUGACCUGACCUGUGACCUCCACGCUUGACACUUCCCCGUGGUGAGUGACGCGGAGAGAGACACGUGUUGCCUGGCGUCCGUGCCGAGGUUGCCCAUUGCUUGCUGACCGCUGACACUCGCCGGCCGUCAGGAGUGGAGAGCUUGGAGCCGCGGCGUGCUGGCGGAUCGCAUCAAAGGAGAGGCAACUUGCGACUCCCGGUUCCAGUUCUGCAGAGGAGCAGGUGUCGUUGGCGGCGCGUCGUCCAUCAAGCGGGGACGUGGCGGCGGCCUGGGAGUGCUGGGCCGGUAAGGCGAGGGCGCCGAGGGACAGGUGGGCGGUGCGUGGCCAGCGUGGACCCAGGCUGUGAGGGGCGGCAAGGCUCAGCACCGCAACGGUGGGCGGCAGUGUGCUGCGCUUAGACCUGCAGCGAGGAGGGCGUGCGCGGCGCUGCGAGUUGGUGCCAGCAGCUGGCGGUGAGGUGGAGGGCGUGUUGCUGUAGCAGGAAGUGGUGCACCACCAUCACCGCCACCGCCACCGCCACCAUGGACAACCUCACGAUGGACUUCGUGCCCCUGAACUGCUCCUUCCUGGCACGCCUGGAGGAGGCCAACAACACGGAGAUCACGGACAUGAACUGCAGCCUCAGCCUGUUCGAGGGCGGCGCGGGGCGCAUGAGCACCACUGCCAUGGUGGUGACGCAGUUGUUCUAUGCCCUCACUUGCCUGGUGGGGCUGUGCGGCAACACGCUGGUCAUCUACGUGGUCACCAGGUUCUCCAAGAUGCAGACGGUCACCAACCUGUACAUCCUGAACCUGGCCAUCGCGGACGAGUUGUUUGUGAUCGGCAUUCCCUUCUUGAUGACCACCUCGGUGCUGGGCCACUGGCCCUUCGGCUCCAUCAUGUGCAAGCUGUACAUGAUCACCACCUCGCUCAACCAGUUCACCAGCUCGCUGUUCCUCACCAUCAUGAGCGCCGAUCGCUACAUCGCCGUGUGUCACCCCAUCAGCUCGCCGAAGUUCCGCACGUCCAUGAUCUCCAAGCUUGUGUCGCUCACCGCCUGGACGCUCUCCGCCCUCAUGAUCGUGCCGGUGUUCAUGUACUCCAACACGCUGGAGGACGACGGCCUUGAUACCUGCAACAUCUUUUGGCCCGAGAGUCACGGCGUGCGCGGCGAGAUCGCCUUCAUCCGCUACUCCUUCGCGCUGGCGUUCGGCAUCCCGCUGUGUCUCAUCUUCGUCUUCUACAGCCUGGUGCUGCACAAGCUGAAGACCGUCGGGCCGAAGACAAAGUCCAAGGAGAAGAAGAAGUCCCGGCAGAAGGUGACGCGCCUGGUGCUGACGGUGAUCACGGUGUACGUGCUGUGCUGGCUGCCCUACUGGGUGCUGCAGCUCACACUCAUCCUCAGCCCGCCCAAGCAGGGACACAGCAACUUCAAGCUGGUACUGUACAUGAUCUCCUCCUGCCUCUCCUACAUCAACUCGGCGCUCAAUCCAAUCCUGUACGCCUUCCUCAGCGACAACUUCAAGAAGAGUUUCAUGAAGGCGUGCACGUGCGCCGCUCGCCGAGACGUCAACAACGCCCUCAAGCCAGAGAACUCGAUGUUCGCCGUGCGGUACCGAGGCACCUCCGUGCGUUCCCGUCUCACCGGGAAGGACCGGGAGUCCGCUGAGGGCACCACCUCCCAGUGCGGCAUGAGCAAGGAGCCCUCCACGGCCGUCACCACCACCUCGGCCAAACCCAGCCACACGGGCAGCGACGGCGACAGCCACUCCGUCAGGAACGGCCGCUCUCCGGGGCCUCGCCUCCCCGACCUCUUGCAGUGAGUUGAAGGAGGGGAGCCCUGCGCAUCACUCGGGGCAGCAGCUGUCCGCCCGCUGACGAACGAAGCCAAACUGUACACGUGGAACCCCCGCCCGGCACCCCGCCGCCCCUGCCCGGGACGACACGCCAGACAGUGACACGCUCUACCUGCGAGAUGACCCGCUGAAAGCAAAGUGCGAGGCGUGCACGGAUGUGAUGCCUCGCUGUGGGUGGCCGCAGGGUACAGGGUGCGGGGGUCGUGGGAGGCGGAGAAUUAUGGGCGGCAAGGGAGGCUGUGGCGGCUUCAGGUGUGGUCGGGCUGACGACCUACAUCUCGCUUCGCCUCAGAGACUCGGAGUGACUUCGUAUCUUGUGUCAGUCAGUUUUAUGUGGCAUUCAAAACCCAGAGUGUCCGUCAGCCGCGGCUGGCGGCAGGGAGGUGGAGAGGCGCCUCCUGUCAAUAGUAUAUUUGGCCUCGCGGGCGGCAGUCCUGCUGCACGCCGGCCACGCUGUCACCAUUACUUCUGUGUUUCCUUCGGUGUCGAGCAGUAACUCCGGUAGAUUUAGUGUUAUCAGGAGCAGGCAGCCUUUUCCCGCGGUGUGAGUCACGGUGCUGGCCGGGGUGAGGCCCAGACUAUCAGCUAAGUUACAGCAACAAAAGCCUCGUGUCGGGCGGGACGUGUUGAGCCGCGCCGUGCUGCACAUAGGCGCUGAGUCCGCCCCGCUACCCCGAACACAGAAGCACCGUCCGCGAAAGUCAAGCGUCGCAGAAUGUUUAAGAGGGAGCCGCCGAGGAAUGAUGUGCGAGGCAGUUUGCGUCGACCACUAACUGCACACGACUGACUCUUGACUGUCUGACUUGUCGUAAGCAUGAUGUGUACGUCGCGAUACAUUCUAGUCCUGAAAGUCUAUGAAUAUCCCACAGAAUUGAGGCCAAACUGAAUGUCUGAACACUCCACCAGGAACUGAACACCAAAGAGAGGCGAGAUUGAAGCUGCGGAAAGCUGUCACACUGAAUUCUUGUUACAGUGCGGAGGAGCACCACCAGAAAAUUGCACACACACACACACACACACACACACACACACACACACACACACACACACACACACACACACACACACAGACGCGACAUAGAAAUAGCGACCCAAUAAAAUGCAUAAUGAAGGAAUGAAUGGCACAACGAAGACGAGACCCAAACACCGUGGCGACUCCAGCAGGUGUUGUCAAAGGCGGUGGAAGCAGGAAGUGGUGUUUAUCGACAGUGUUUGUUUGCUUUUAAUACACAUCAGUGGGACUAAGACUCAUUUGUCGAGGUUACAAAGGCAGCACCGCGCCACUAUUAUACUUUGUCCCGCAGUGUGCCCAAGAGGAAGAGGAAGAUUGGAAAAAUUAGUAUUAGUUGUUAAAUAGAUCAAGUCCAUCCUGAGACCUGAUUGCUAAACACUUCACACUUUUCGGGCAAUAUUCUUAAACAAUUUUGUAUCACAUCUCCGCUGCUCUUAGAAGUCCCCAGAUGAAGGUACAAGACUUUUAAGGAUGUUUUUGCCUUUUUAGCGACAGAUUAACGAGACAUCAUUAUUAAUCCAGCUAAUCAUCUCUGUGGCCUUGGAAAGUAGUCGUUGUGAUAGAGCAAAGCGUUUCAGAAAUUUUACCGUAAUUCUCUGGUCAUCUUUUCCCUUCACAUUCACUGCACUG
Portunus trituberculatus (swimming crab) is the source of this 3972-nucleotide messenger RNA. RefSeq names its product somatostatin receptor type 5-like. Gene Ontology annotation, cellular component: membrane; neuron projection. The record is from RefSeq and is a predicted model, not a curated record. Gene Ontology annotation, molecular function: peptide binding; somatostatin receptor activity. The coding region runs from base 1017 to 2297 and encodes 426 amino acids. Lineage: Eukaryota; Metazoa; Arthropoda; Malacostraca; Decapoda; Portunidae. Gene Ontology annotation, biological process: G protein-coupled receptor signaling pathway. The transcript has 4 exons.